AGUCCUUUGGAAGCCCCACCUCUCCGCCCUCUCUGUCACGUGACCGCUGAAGGGGCGGGCCCGAGUUGCGAGCCCUACCACGUGACGUGGGAAAGGUUGUGUGCUGCUGCCGCCAUUUUGCGGGAAGGCGGAGGCGUCUUUUUCUUCCAUUCCCUGUGCCGGCGGUAUCGCGGCUCCCAGCGCCCUCCGCGUUCUGAGCCUUCCCCAGCCCACAAGACUUUUCCUGUGGCGCUCUGAUUCCAGGACCUUCUCCACCACUAGGCUGGUUUUCCUGCCAGGUGUCCUUUUGACCUCUGACUCAAAGGCUUGCAGCCAGCUCUGUACCACAAAUCUGGCUCCGGAUGAAAGGACCCCACCCUGCUUAACCCUCAGAUCCCUCCUGAUUUGAGUCAGCCGCCAUCCCGGCUCCCAUGGUCCCAGUUUUACCCUGAUUCUUUUCAUGACUGCUCAGCCCUCAAAUUCGGGAACUCAGCUCUAAAAGCUUCAAUCUCCAUCCCUGAGACCAACUCAUUUUGGAGGAUCCUUCCCUCUCCCAUUCUCGAUUUUCCAACCCAUGCCAUAGACCCCAAAAUGAUUUCUCCAUGCCCUCCUCCUCCAGAGCCCCCAGCCCCUCCUCCAAAAGCGCCUGCACCCCAGGCCCCCAUCCUGCCACCUCCUCCCCUGCCCCCACAUCUCCCCGACUUAGCUCUUCCACCCCCUUCCUCGAGUCUUGAGGCCCCGGUUCCCCCGCCACCCCCACUGCCACCUCCACCCACCGCCCCAGGGGUUGCCCCCCCUCACGUCUACGGCCUGGAGAAGAGCCGGCUCCUGAAGGAGGCCUUGGAGAAGGCCGGCCCAGUCCCCAGGGGCAGAGAGGACGUCAAGAGGCUCCUGAAGCUGCACAAGGACCGUUUCAGAAGUGACUUGCGGUGGAUCCUCUUCUGUGCCGAGCUGCCCUCCCUCAUCCAAGAAGGCCCUCAGUGCGGACUGGUGGCCUUGUGGAUGGCAGGCACUCUUCUGGUGCCCCCCAGCGGCAUCCCCCUGGAGAGACUCGUGCAGAUGGCCAUGGAGAGAGGCUACACAGCCCAGGGGGAGAUGUUCUCUGUGGCCGACAUGGGCAGGCUGGCCCAGGAGGCACUGGGUUGCCAGGCGGAGCUGCUCUGCGGUGGCCUGGGAGGUCCCAACCGAGACCAUGUCCUGCGUCACCUUGUCGCCGGACAUCCCUUGCUUAUCCCCUACGACGAGGACUUCAACCACGAGCCAUGUCAGAGGAGGGGCUGCAAGGCCCACUGGGCAGUGAGUGCAGGGGUCCUGCUGGGCGUGCAGCAUGUGCCAGGCCUGAGCUAUGCUGAGGACCCUGACCUGCCAGGCCUCUUCCACCCAGCACCUGGCAUGCCCCACCAGCCACCAUCUCUGCCGGAGGAAGGCUCGCCAGGAGCUGUCUACCUUCUCUCCAAGCAGGGCAAGAGUUGGCACUACCAGCUGUGGGACUACGACCAAGUCCGGGAUAGCAACCUGCAGCUGACGGACUUCUCGCCCACGAGGGCCGCCGAUGGCCGGGAGUAUGUGGUGCCUGCUGGUGGGGUGCAAGCCGGCCUCUGUGGCCAGGCCCUGCUCCUCAGACCACAGGACUCCAGCCCCAAGCCUGCUGCAGCCCUGAACCAGGGGACCGGGCCCCAGCCACAGCCUGGCUCUGUCACUGUUUGAAGAGCUCCCCAGGUUCUUGUUUUGUAUGACAGCCCAAGGGUUUGGGUUGGAUCUCUGAGGACCUCCAGCCAGAGAUCCUUCAUGCAGGGUCCCCCCCAGUCCAUCCAGUCCCAAUCCUGGCAUUAUCCCCACUCCCCCCCCCGCCAAGCCCAUCCCCCCAGUAUUGAGCACCUACUGUGUAGGCUGGGGUUACAGCCAGGAGCCUGACAGACCAGCUCCCUCUCUCCAGGGGAGACUGAUGACAGCUCAGACCCCAUGUCCUGUCCAUCACACCUCGAUGUUGCACCCAUCCGUUUCUCACUGGUGACCCCCCCCCUUCUAGACCACUGUCCUCUCUCUGGUCAUCUGCAGGAGCCCCCCCACUGGACCCCCUGCUGCCCCGUGGCUGUUCACAUGGAGCCAGGGCUGAGGGAGCAAAAAAACACCAACCAGAUCUUCCCACUCUCCACCAGAGAAGCUUCUAGCAGCUCCUUGUUCCUCACACGAUAGGGACUGACCUCUCCCAGCCUCAGCUCGCUUCUCCUUGUCCUAGGCCGUUCUUCCUCACACUUUUGCCACCAGCCACACUGGCCUGUCAGGCCCCUGUCGUACCCCACUGCAGCCCUCUGCUAACUCCUUAACUGCCCCAUCAUGGCUGUCACUUCCUCAGGGAAGGUGCCCUCAGCCCCGGCUGGGCCCCUCUCCCAUCUCUGUGUUCUUCUGAUUUAAAAACAACAAGCAAAUCCUUCUGAGAACA
Molecule: messenger RNA, 2422 nt
Organism: Equus quagga
Lineage: Eukaryota; Metazoa; Chordata; Mammalia; Perissodactyla; Equidae
Gene: ACTMAP
Product: actin maturation protease
Exons: 7
Coding region: 571-1686 (371 amino acids)
Source: RefSeq, a predicted model, not a curated record